AUGGAGGAUAGGAAUUUGAUGGGCGGCUUAUGGUCCCGUGCACAAGGGGAGGCCAGUGACCUAGGGCUCAUGCAGUGCAGGAGCAGGAAGACGCUUUCAGCUAGAAAAGUCAGUGCAACUAGAGGGGCUGCCUCGGUCCCUGAAGAAGUUUUCCACAGAGCCAAAGGAGUGCAGCUAUGCAAAAUACAGGCAUAUCAGUGCACUCCUGCAUUUUUUGCCGAUUCAUACCCACUCAACCAGUUUUCCUCAGAAGUCAUCGCUAGCCGGCUGCCAGUUCCACCAUCUGCAAGGGUUAUUUCCGAGAGACACAUCAUUUCAGUUGUGCCUGUAACCCGUGUCACAAUGGCCCAUCGCAAGAAAGCAUUUAGCUUCUAUGUUGUCGGCUACAGCAGGGAUGUGUUCUUAAGGGACUAUCCUUCAAAGUUUUGCUGGGGCCUCUGUUGCUGCUUCGAGUGGCUGGGGAAAUAG
Miscanthus lutarioriparius is the source of this 468-nucleotide messenger RNA. Lineage: Eukaryota; Viridiplantae; Streptophyta; Magnoliopsida; Poales; Poaceae. The record is from the annotation of a GenBank genome assembly.